UUCCAGUGAUGAAAUUGUUCACCAGGGUCUCCGUGCUCUUAUGUCAGAUGGUAGGCUUCAGCAAUGAGGGCGCGAGAGUCAUGCUCGUGACUGCGAGUUUGCCUCCCCUUCACUUCAUCUCGCGGGCGGAGGAAAUACAUUUUGGGUUUGCAUUCUGCUGCACACACGUCGGCUUUCUUAAGGAAGCGGUCAUGAGAGACGGUUGAGUUCUAUUCAGACACGCCGCGCGUAAGAGACGAGAAUGGACUAAAUCGAAUCGAAUUCCACCACCCACCCGGUUCCACGCGAUCUCCGCGGACACUAUGAAAUCGCAUCGUCUUGCUGCAUGUGGGUUCUAGCGCCAGCGGUAAAAAGGGAUCCUCUUCCCCUUAGGUGUGUGACAGAUAGAGGUCUAUCCGCACCGGACCAAACCCGGAUUUAGGCACCAAACGAAUAUUUUAUCUUCUGCGUAACACAAGUCACUGCCGAAACUUUCCUGAUGGCCCUGGUCAUGGAACCCGUGAGCAAAUGGAGCCCAAGUCAAGUGGUUGACUGGAUGAAAGGUCUGGAUGACUGUCUGCAGCAGUACAUCAAGAAUUUUGAGCGGGAGAAGGUGGGCGGCGACCAGCUGCUGCGCAUCACCCAUCAGGAGCUGGAGGACCUGGGCGUGUCCCGCAUCGGACAUCAGGAGCUCAUACUGGAGGCUGUGGACCUGCUGUGCGCUCUGAACUAUGGCCUGGAGACGGAGAACCUUAAAACCCUCUCGCACAAGCUCAACGCCUCGGCCAAGAACCUGCAGAACUUCAUCGGAUUAAGCGGUAUGUCAUCCUCUGAUGGCCGCACCCGCCAUAAACCCCCUAGCGACUUCCUGACCUCGGUGGUGGACCUUAUCGCUGCUGCCAAGAGCCUGCUGGCCUGGCUUGAUAGGUCACCCUUCGCUGCAGUGACGGACUACUCAGUGACCAGGAACAACGUCAUUCAGCUUUGCCUGGAGCUCACCACCAUAGUACAACAGGAUUGCACUGUCUACGAAACAGAAAAUAAAAUCCUCCAUGUGUGUAAAACACUGUCAGGAGUGUGUGACCACAUCAUCUCGCUGUCGUCCGACCCGCUGGUGUCUCAGUCUGCUCAUCUGGAGGUGGUCCAACUAUCCAACAUCAAGCCAACCGAGGGACUGGGCAUGUACAUUAAGUCGACGUAUGACGGCCUGCAUGUGAUCACAGGGACCACGGAAGGGUCGCCUCUUCUGACAGCUGUAAAGAAGAUCCAUGCAGGAGAUGAAGUGAUCCAGGUUAACCAUCAGACUGUGGUGGGCUGGCAGUUGAAAAACUUGGUAAACUCUCUCUUGACCCCUGCCGGCGUGGCUGGCUAGCAGCUGGCGUCCCCAGAGCAACUCACCCCCGCCUUACUAAAGAACAUGCGAUGGAAGCCCCUGGCCCUGCAGCCAGUGGCCCCCAAGAGUCCCACGAGCAGUUCGGCCACGCCCACCAGCACCAUCAGCACGCCCUCCAAGAGGGACAGCUCCGCCCUCCAGGACCUGUUCAUCCCGCCCCCUCCCUCCGAACCCUACACACCCAGAGACGAAAGGGGGAACCUUCCGAGCGAGGACGUGCAGGACAGCAUCUCCAUGGCCAAGGGCUCCGAGUCGCCCAACUCGUUCCUGGACCAGGAGUAUCGGCGGCGCUUCCCCCUGCUGGAGGAGGAGGCCAUGCUCUACUGCUCACGAGUCACGAGCCAGCCCAGCCCCUUGGGACAACACCUCCACCCUACGAUAAAACACUGGCCGCCACAACACCUCCCACCCUACGAUAUGCCGGCCUGCCUCCACCUCACGGCCGCCCUGACAUACACCCCCUCCACCUCUGAUGUGCUGCUGACCACCACCUCGAUAUGCUGCGGCCACCACCUGCUGCACAGCCACCACCACCCACCUCACCUGCAGAUGGGUGUUAAGGGACGACAGGCAGGGGUCAGGCUGCUGAACAGAGACAGCAUUGGGAGGUUGCGGCCCAUCUCGAUGCCUGUGGAGUACAACUGGGUGCCAGACUACGAGGACCCGGCCAAGUUAAAGAGAGAGGGCAGGAGAGAGAACACUCUGUUGCGGUACGUGGGCGAGGACAAGGGUGGCGUCCCCGAGGAGUACCUGACGGGGCGCAGUGCCAAGCGUGACACGGGCAAGCGGGCCAAGAAGGGGGGCAGUCCAGCGCACUACAGCCUGCUGCCCGCACUGCAGAUGGAGGUGCUGCGCCAGGAGUCCAUGUCCACCCCGAGCCCUGACUCCACCUCGCUCUACCAUACCUUCCAGGCGUCGUCCCUGCUGUCGAAAGCCAAGAAGAAAAGCAAGGCCGGUCCCCUGUCGAGCAUCAGCAAGCGGCGGAUCUCGUGUAAGGACCUGGGCCGCGGUGACUGCGAGGGCUGGCUGUGGAAGAAGAAGGACGCCAAGAGCUACUUCUCCCAGAAGUGGAAGAAAUACUGGUUUGUGCUGAAGGACACCUGCCUCUACUGGUACAUGAACGAGGAGGGCCGAGAAGGCGAGGGAUUUGUCAGCCUGCCCGAGUUCAAGAUCGACCGUGCCAGCGAGUGCCUUAAGAAAUACGCGUUUAAAGCCUGCCACCCCAAAAUCAAGAGCUUCUACUUCGCUGCCGACAGCGUGGACGACAUGAACAGAUGGCUGAGCCGGCUCAACAUGGCGGCGGCCGGCUACGCUGAGAGGGAGAGGAUCCGGCACGAGCAUGCUGACUACUGGAGUGAGAGUGACCAUGAGGACAAUGAGACGCCAUCGACCCCCAAGCAGGACAGCCCUCCACCCCCCUAUGACACCUAUCCACGCCCACCCUCAAUGACCUGUGCCAGUCCCUACCUGGAGCCUAAGCACGGCCGCCUGUCCUCCACCGAGGCGUCUGUCAGCUUCGUCCCGCGAGAGUACCAUAGCGAACCACAAAGGGGCAAAAGCUUGGCCGGAGGAUCCACCAGCCCGCCCAAAUUGACCAGCCAGCGGCGCUCGUGGCAGGACCUGAUCGAGACGCCGCUGACCAGCUCCGGCCUGCACUACCUGCAGACACUGCCCCUGGAGGACUCGGUGUUCUGCGACGCGGGCGGAGGAGGGCUCUCCCCAGCGGAGGCCCGCCGCCAGUCCACGCUGCCCGCCCAGAGGAGCCUGAUGGCGGACCACUACGGGCCGGCGGGGGGCGAGGGCUCCAGCGCAGCCCGAGGAGGUCUGGGCUUCGAGCGGAUGCUGCUGCUGCCUGACCCUGGGCUGGCGGCGGGGGCCUCCGGGCUUCCCGGCUGCCACUUGACCCGGCCUCCAGCUCCUCCCUCCCCCUCCGCCAGCGUGGAGCAGCGCGACCCGCUGCGCCGUGAGCUGGCCCGAUGUCUGGACAACCCCAACGGUGAACAGCUGGAGCACAGGCAUGCCGACUCCCUGGGGGAUUUGUACCGGGCUCUGGAGCGAGCAAGCCUGUCUCCGCUGGGUGACCCACGCCUCUCCACGCGUCUGGACUACAAGCGCUCGUUCGUCCGGCGCUGCAACGACCCGUUGCUCAACGAGAAGCUGCACCGGCUGAGGAUCCUGCAGAGCACGCUCAAGGACAGGGAAGGGGAAGUAGCUGUGAUUGACAAGCUGCUGACCAAUCCACAGCUGACCUCCGCCUCGCUGCGGGAGUGGAAGAGAAUGUACCUGGAGGUGUUCUCGGAGGAACCGCAGCACGAGCGCGAGCGCGAGCCGACGCCCAGCCCUGAGUCAGAGCCCAGCCCUGGCCCCGGCCCGCCUACGCUCUCACACACACACUCCUACAUCGAGACCCAUGUGUGAUGCACACACA
Messenger RNA from Alosa alosa (allis shad), 3800 nucleotides. RefSeq names its product connector enhancer of kinase suppressor of Ras 2a (gene cnksr2a). Lineage: Eukaryota; Metazoa; Chordata; Actinopteri; Clupeiformes; Clupeidae. Gene Ontology annotation, biological process: regulation of signal transduction. Gene Ontology annotation, cellular component: cytoplasm; membrane. The record is from RefSeq and is a predicted model, not a curated record. Gene Ontology annotation, molecular function: protein binding.